AUGUAAACAACGCCGGCAGCGCUCUUCUUCUUGUUGUGGUUUUUAUAGUGGAAAAAGAAAAUGUUUUAAGUAAUUGAAUUGUUAAUUAAUUGUUAAUUAAUAUCCCGCCAAGAUGUUCUCCAUGUGCAAACAGACACACGCGGCCACGGCGAUUGAGUUCGCCAUUUCGUGCCGCUUCUUCAACAAUCUCGAGGAGAAUUUAGUUGUCGCCGGCGCCAAUGUGCUCAAGGUAUACCGCAUUGCGCCCAACGUGGAUGCAGUGCAGCGCCAAAAGCUGAAUCCCAACGAAAUGCGAUUGGCGCCCAAAAUGCGUCUCGAGUGCCUCGCCAGCUAUACCCUGUAUGGGAAUGUGAUGUCGUUGCAAAGUGUUUCAUUGGCGGGAGCGAUGCGGGAUGCGCUGCUGAUCAGUUUUAAGGAUGCAAAGCUGUCGGUGCUGCAGCUGGAUGGAGAUACGCAAACGCUGAAGACGCUAUCCCUGCACUACUUCGAGGAGGAUGACAUACGAGGGGGCUGGACGGGACACUAUCAUGUGCCCGUGGUGCGUGUGGACCCGGAUGCACGUUGUGCCGUCAUGUUGGUCUAUGGCAAGCGUCUGGUGGUGCUUCCAUUUCGCAAGGACAACAGCCUCGACGAGAUCGAGCUGGCCGAUGUGAAGCCCAUCAAGAAGGCGCCCACAGCGCUGGUCACACGCACUCCCAUCAUGGCCUCCUAUCUGAUUGCGUUGGCCGAUCUGGACGAGAAGCUGGACAAUGUGCUCGACAUACAGUUUCUGCAUGGCUACUAUGAGCCAACGCUGCUUAUACUCUACGAACCGGUUCGCACCUGUGCCGGUCGCAUUAAGGUGCGCUCCGACACCUGUGUCCUGGUGGCCAUCUCGCUAAAUAUCCAGCAGCGUGUGCAUCCCAUCAUCUGGACGGUGAACAGUCUGCCCUACGAUUGCCUGCAGGUCUUUCCCAUACAGAAACCCAUUGGCGGCUGCCUGGUGAUGACCGUCAAUGCAGUGAUCUAUCUGAAUCAGAGUGUGCCUCCGUAUGGCGUCAGUCUCAACAGCUCGGCGGACAAUAGCACCAGUUUCCCACUGAAGCCACAGGACGGCGUCAGCAUCAGCUUGGACUGUGCUAACUUUGCCUUCAUCGAUGUGGAUAAGCUGGUAAUCUCACUGCGCACUGGAGAUCUCUAUGUGCUCACACUCUGCGUGGACUCGAUGCGAACUGUGCGCAACUUUCACUUCCACAAGGCGGCAGCCAGUGUGCUGACCAGCUGCAUUUGUGUCUGCCACUCCGAGUAUAUAUUUCUGGGCUCCCGUUUGGGCAAUUCCUUGCUGUUGCACUUUACCGAGGAGGAUCAGAGCACGGUUAUAACACUGGACGAUGUGGAGGCUGCUGUGGAGCAGCAGGCAAUUGAGCAGCCAUCACAGCAAAUGGAGGACGAACAGGUCUACGAUGUGGAGCAACAUGAUGCGCCGCCACAGUCCAAGUCCCGUCGCAUCGAAGACGAGGAGCUCGAGGUGUAUGGCUCCGGCGCAAAGGCCUCCGUGCUGCAGUUGCGCAAGUUCAUCUUCGAGGUCUGCGACAGUCUCAUCAAUGUGGCGCCCAUCAAUUACAUGUGUGCCGGCGAACGGGUCGAAUUCGAGGAGGAUGGCACCACACUGCGUCCCCAUGCCGAGUCCCUCAACGAGCUGAAGAUUGAACUGGUCGCCGCCACGGGACACAGCAAGAAUGGUGCCCUCUCCGUCUUUGUGAACUGCAUCAAUCCACAGAUCAUUACUAGCUUUGAGCUGGACGGCUGUCUGGACGUGUGGACAGUGUUUGAUGAUGCCACACGGAAGACGACAACGGCACGCCAGGAACAGCAUGAUUUCAUGCUACUCUCGCAAAGAUCCUCGACUCUGGUGCUCCAGACGGGCCAGGAGAUCAAUGAGAUCGAGAACACCGGAUUCACUGUCAACCAGCCCACCAUAUAUGUGGGCAAUCUUGGCCAGCAACGGUUUAUAGUCCAGAUUACCACGAGGCAUGUGCGAUUGCUGCAGGGCACACGCCUCAUCCAGAAUGUGCCCAUUGAUGUGGGCUCUCCGGUGGUGCAGGUGUCCAUAGCCGAUCCCUAUGUGUGUCUGCGAGUGCUCAAUGGCCAGGUGAUAACGCUGGCGCUGCGCGAGACACGUGGAACACCUCGACUGGCGAUCAACAAGCAUACGAUCAGCAGCUCCCCAGCGGUGGUGGCAAUCGCUGCCUACAAGGAUCUGUCUGGGUUAUUCACCUGCAAGGCGGACGAUGUGCUCAAUUUGACUGGAAAUGCGGGCAGUGGAUUUGCCAAUAGCUUUGGCGGCUACAUGAAGGCUGAGCCGCACAUGAAGGUGGAGGACGAGGAGGAUCUGCUGUAUGGGGAUGCGGGAAAUGCCUUCAAGCUGAACAGCAUGGCCGAUCUGGCCAAGCAAUCCAAGCAGAAGAACUCAGACUGGUGGCGACGACAACUGGUGCAGGCGAAACCCAGUUAUUGGUUGGUUGUGGCACGACAAAGUGGCACGCUGGAGAUCUAUUCCAUGCCGGACAUGAAGCUUGUCUAUCUGGUCAACGAUGUGGGCAAUGGUGCCCUCGUCCUAACCGAUGCCAUGGAGUUUGUGCCCAUCUCCCUGACGCAGGAGAACUCCAAGGCGGGCAUUCUGCACGCCUGCAUGCCCCAGCAUGCGAAUUCCCCCCUGCCGCUGGAGCUGAGCCUGGUGGGAUUGGGACAGCAUGGCGAACGUCCGCUGCUGAUGGUGCGCACACGUCUGGAGCUGCUCAUCUAUCAGGUGUUUCGCUAUGCCAAGGGCCAUCUCAAGAUACGCUUUCGCAAGCUGGAGCAACUGCAUCUGCUGGAUCAGCAGCCCACGCACAUCGAACUGGACGGCGAUGGGAACGAGGACAACGAGGAGGCCGAAUCCUACAACAUGCAACCAAAAUACGUGCAGAAGUUGCGUUACUUUUCCAACGUGGGCGGUCUCUCCGGGAUGAUGGUGUGUGGCGUGAAUCCGUGCUUUGUCUUCCUCACGUCUCGCGGAGAACUGCGCAUCCAUCGUCUGCUGGGCAAUGCCGAUGUCCGCAGCUUUGCCGCCUUCAACAAUGUGAAUAUUCCGCAUGGUUUCCUCUAUUUCGACACCACCUACGAGCUGAAGAUCUCGGUGCUGCCCAGCUAUCUCAGCUACGAUGCAGCGUGGCCAGUGCGCAAGGUUCCACUGCGUUGUACGCCCAGGCAGCUGGUUUAUCAUCGAGAGAAUCGCGUCUAUUGUCUCAUCACGCAGAAGGAGGAGCCAAUGACCAAAUACUAUCGCUUCAAUGGCGAGGACAAGGAGCUGUCCGAGGAGAGUCGCGGCGAGCGUUUCAUUUAUCCAAUUGGUUCACAGUUUGAUAUGGUGCUCAUCUCACCAGAGACUUGGGAGAUUGUUCCGGAUGCGUCCAUACAAUUCGAGCCCUGGGAACAUGUGACCGCCUUCAAAAUAGUCAAACUCUCGUACGAGGGCACGCGCUCCGGAUUGAAGGAGUAUCUGUGCAUUGGCACCAACUUCAACUACAGCGAGGACAUCACCAGUCGAGGCAAUAUCCAUAUCUAUGACAUUAUCGAGGUGGUGCCGGAGCCGGGCAAGCCCAUGACCAAGUUCAAGCUUAAGGAGGUAUUCAAGAAGGAGCAAAAGGGACCCGUCUCUGCCAUCUCCGAUGUGGUUGGUUUCCUCGUGACGGGACUGGGUCAGAAGAUCUACAUCUGGCAGCUGCGCGAUGGGGAUCUCAUUGGCGUUGCCUUCAUUGACACCAACAUCUAUGUGCAUCAGAUAAUCACCGUCAAGUCGCUGAUCUUCAUUGCGGAUGUCUAUAAAUCGAUCAGUUUACUCCGCUUCCAGGAGGAGUAUCGCACCCUGUCGCUCGCCUCCCGUGAUUUCAAUCCCAUGGAAGUGUUUGGCAUUGAGUUCAUGGUGGACAACUCGAAUCUGGGAUUUCUGGUGACCGAUGCCGAGCGUAAUCUUAUUGUCUUCAUGUACCAGCCGGAGGCACGCGAAUCCCUGGGUGGCCAGAAGCUGUUGCGCAAGGCGGACUAUCAUUUGGGUCAGGUCGUCAACACCAUGUUCCGUGUCCAAUGCCAUCAGCGUGGUCUGCAUCAGCGCCAGCCAUUCCUCUACGAGAACAAACACUUGGUCUUCUACGGCACAUUGGACGGAGCCAUUGGUUACUGUGUGCCGCUGCCGGAGAAGGUCUACAGGCGAUUCCUCAUGUUGCAGAAUGUGCUGUUGUCGUAUCAGGAUCAUUUGUGUGGCCUCAAUCCCAAGGAGUAUCGUACCAUCAAGUCUGUCAAGAAAAUGGGCAUCAAUCCAUCGCGCUGCAUCAUCGAUGGUGAAUUAAUUUGGUCCUAUCGCCUGCUCGCUCACUCCGAGCGCGGCGAAGUGGCCAAAAAGAUUGGCACACGCACCGAGGAAAUUCUCGCCGAUCUGCUGGAGAUUGAACGUCUUUCCGCCGUUUUCUAGACACACCAUCCCCAUACCUAUCGGGUGCUCCCUCAUCCUCCUUGUCUGUAAAGUAAUCACUAGUUGUAGCUUCGUAAGUUAAUUUCUAACUAAGUUACGCCAGUUGCAUCCAUCUACAUCUUAGUUCAACUUCAAAUAUCGUAGUAGCAACAAAAUAAUUUGUUAAGUAAAGCGAUUUGUAGUUUGUCAAAUAUUCUAUAAAUAUAAACACAUAUUAUAACAAAAAAAAAA
This is a messenger RNA of Drosophila innubila, 4720 nucleotides long. It is a transcript of the gene CPSF1, whose product is annotated as cleavage and polyadenylation specificity factor subunit 1. Gene Ontology annotation, molecular function: nucleic acid binding; protein binding. Lineage: Eukaryota; Metazoa; Arthropoda; Insecta; Diptera; Drosophilidae. Bases 113 to 4489 code for a protein of 1458 amino acids. Gene Ontology annotation, cellular component: nucleus; mRNA cleavage and polyadenylation specificity factor complex. The record is from RefSeq and is a predicted model, not a curated record. The transcript has 2 exons.